GAGCUCCUGCAUAGGACGUCACUGGAGAACCAGAAGCUGAGUCUUAUGGGGGAGGUGUCCUACCUGAAAAUAAAGCUUGCAGACAUGGAGGGAAAACAGGGCCAUGGGGCUGAAAGGCAGCACAAAGCAGAGAGUGUAGUGAAUUUCAUUAGUGAGCUGCAGGAGCAGAUGUGUAGGUUUCAGAAAGAGAUCAAUAGCAAGAUCCAGGAGAAAAAGGCCUUGGAGAACCCGGCUGACAGCAGCUCUCCAGUGGCGUGCCCUACUGAGUCCACUGAGGGCCCGGCCUCAAAACCUGGGCCAUCCUCUGACAGAACCUCAAGGGUGACGCACAAACUAGAUGAGGCUCCAGAUGGACCUGAUGGGAACACACACAGCCUGGAAGAGGGUAGCUCAGAUGCAGAACGGCAAAACCACUGUGGAGGAGAAAGUGGAUUAAUUAAGGAGCUCAGGAUUCUUAAGGACAAAGUGGAGCACCUGGAGGAUCAGAAGUUACAGUACGAGAAGAAACUCAAAGCAACCAAGGCAGAGAUCAGCAGUCUUCAGCAGCUUCUGCUCAGUAAGAACGCUGAGAUCGAGAGCUUGCACACUCAGCUGCUGGCCAGACCCUCUCUAUCCCCUGAGAGCUCAGAGAGAGAUCAGGAACUGCAGAAGCUUAGGAGUGGUAUGAAAUCACUGGUAGCUGCCAAUGAUGAAAAGGACCGACGUAUUGAAGAGCUCACUCUGCUCCUGAAUCAGUGCAGGCAAUUCAGAGAGGUCAGUCACAGCGCAAGACAAGCUCCACCUGCUGUUCGUUCAUUAUCAAAUGGCAGGACUCAGUCAAGUAGCAGCGAGGAAGAAGAGCACGGACUGAUGAAGAACACUGACUCUGCCAGUGCAAAAUCUGAGGAUGUCAAGUCUGAAGUAUCACAUGUUUCCACAAACAGUUCUUCCUCCCAGCAAACAUCUCUGUCGUCAGUCCAGAAAGACAGCGAUUCCAGAACAGAACCACAGACUUUAUCAAGUAGCAUGAAUGACCUAACAAAUGGACCUUUACAAAAGAGUGGUCUGGGUGACACCAGAAGUCAGACACUGCCUGUGAAUUCCUCUCUGUCAGAGCAGAAUGGGAUCGGAGACAGCAGCAGUGAAAUCCAGAGUGAAAGGUCUCCAGAUGGGAGCGAAGAUGGAGACUCCAGCCAAAGAAAGUCGGAGAAAGUUGAUGAGAGCACUUCGAGCGAUAAUUCCCCGCUUCAUUCUGGAGUAAAUACACAGCCUGGCCAGCGAGCUGUGGGCUCACCAGAGUACAUGAAGAAUAACAGGAGUUUCAAGAGACUCUGGGGAAAACUUCGAAGAACCCAGUCUGGAGGGCUCCAGGCAGCAGAUCCAGAUGCCGGUCAGUUUAGAAGAGGGGGACUGCGCGCAACAGCAGGACCCAGACUGACCCGGACCCCUGAAUCUUAUGACUCUGCACGUGAUUUGAAUAUUCCAUUCAGCCAGUGGACCAAGGGGCAGGUGUGUGGCUGGCUAGAGGACUAUGGACUGGGCCAAUAUGUCAAUCUCACCAGACAGUGGGUCGAAAAUGGACAGACACUGCUGUCUGCUACACCUCAGGAUUUUGAGAAGGAGAUGGGUAUGAAGAAUCCACUGCACAGGAAGAAGCUGCAACUUGCUCUGAAUGCAUUCACCACUAAAGUUAUAGAGAAAUCAUCAGAGCUGGACUACAUCUGGGUCACCCGCUGGUUGGAUGAUAUUGGUUUGCCUCAAUAUAAAGACCAGUUCCAUGAAGCACGAGUAGAUGGUCGAAUGAUACAAUACCUCACAGUGAAUGACCUCUUGACUCUAAAGGUCACCAGCCAGCUUCACCAUCUCAGUAUUAAAUGUGCCAUCCAUGUCCUUCAUGCCAACAAGUUCAACCCCAACUGUCUUCGGCGUAGGCCAGGAGAAGAGAGACAACCCUCUCCCUCAGAGGUGGUUCAGUGGUCUAACCAUCGCGUGAUGGAGUGGCUAAGAGCAGUGGAUCUAGCUGAGUAUGCUCCUAAUCUACGGGGCAGUGGUGUUCAUGGUGGGCUGAUUAUCCUGGAGCCUCGCUUCAGCUCAGAGACUUUGGCCCUGCUGUUAAAUAUUCCUCCACAGAAGACUUUGCUCCGCCGCCACCUCGCCACCGCCUUCUCUGCCCUGGUGGGGACUCAGGCCACACAGGAGAAGAGAGAGUAUGGCAAUGCCACAGGCCAUGUGCCACUCACUACCACAGCUAAAGUAAAGCCAAAGAAGCUGGGAUUCACCCAAUUCAGUCACCUCAGAAAGAGGAAACCUGAUGAAUCUGCAGACUAUAUCUGCCCAAUAGACAGUGGAGCACUGACGGUGAAUGGGGUUUCUCGCUUGCCCUCUGCAGCACUCAGGGGCCUCAGCCCCAACUUGGACAGACAACCUGAGAGGCGGGAGCUGAUGGGGAUAAAAGCUCAGGCUAAUGGCCCAAAACCCUAAUUUAAAAAAAUACAGUAGGAAAUUCCACCCUCUCCACUACACUCCCGUCUCACUCACUGACUUUGUGAAUCAGUGGAAAUCCUAAUGCAGAAAUAUACCUAAGAUGAAUCCAUGUGAUGAUUUGCUGGAUGGGCUGCAAAGAUGCUGUGUUUAGCAGGUGAUGUUAAUUGUUGUUAAUGUAUUUUUAUUCAAUGUUGCUUUAACAAAGUUCAUCUAAAAUUCUGAUGAAUGGUGACAUUGUGUGAACUGUUUUAUGAAAGCUGCUCUCUGCAUUCCUUAUACAGUUGGUUUCCAAAGCUUAUACUCUUGCUUUACAACAAUGCAUUUUACCGACCAUUUUGUAUCUAAACUUUAGUUAGAAUAUUAAUGACCUUUUUCUUAUUAUAUAUCUGUAUUGACUGUACAGAAUAAUAAUUCAUAAUUACUUUAAUUAAUUCAUGUUCUGUAUGACUGACAAAAAAAUCUAUUAAAAAUAAAUCAUUUUGAUUCCCUUAUGGUACACUUACUCUUCUGCACCUUCAAAUUAGGCUUGUUGUUAUACUUUAGGAUUCUCUUACCCAAAUGUUUGUUUGCCUUGUUUCAUAAAAUCAUUGUGAAUAUGCAAUAAUAUAAUAAACAUCAGGUAAAAAAUCU
Molecule: messenger RNA, 3093 nt
Organism: Morone saxatilis (striped sea-bass)
Lineage: Eukaryota; Metazoa; Chordata; Actinopteri; Moronidae
Gene: ppfibp2a
Product: PPFIA binding protein 2a
Biological process (GO): neuromuscular junction development
Cellular component (GO): presynaptic active zone
Molecular function (GO): protein binding
Source: RefSeq, a predicted model, not a curated record